Mus musculus (house mouse) is the source of this 3246-nucleotide messenger RNA. RefSeq names its product protein serine kinase H1 (gene Pskh1). The transcript is spliced from 3 exons. Lineage: Eukaryota; Metazoa; Chordata; Mammalia; Rodentia; Muridae. The record is from RefSeq and is marked provisional. Gene Ontology annotation, cellular component: nuclear speck; cytosol; Golgi apparatus. The coding region runs from base 138 to 1412 and encodes 424 amino acids. Gene Ontology annotation, molecular function: protein serine/threonine kinase activity; protein serine kinase activity; protein kinase activity.
CGUGGCCUGGGCUGGGAGACGGUGGGCUGAGCCGCCGAGACUCCGGAGAGCCCGCCGCCCGCGCGAGGUGUAGUCGGGGCACUGCCUACAGAGCAGGUCCUGCCAGCCUCGCUGGAGAGGAUGCCCCCGUGUCAGUGAUGGGCUGUGGGACAAGCAAGGUCCUUCCUGAGCCACCCAAGGAUGUCCAGCUGGAUCUGGUCAAGAAAGUGGAGCCCUUCAGUGGCACUAAGAAUGAUGUAUACAAGCACUUCAUCACAGAGGUGGACAGUGUUGGCCCUCUCAAAGCUGGCUUCCCAGCUACUAGUCAGUAUGCACCUCCCUGCCCUGGUGUUCCCAAUACUGGCCACACAGCGCCUCCUUCAGAACCACCACGAAGGGCCAGGGUGGCAAAGUACAGGGCCAAAUUUGACCCACGAGUGACAGCUAAGUAUGAUAUAAAGGCCCUAAUUGGGCGAGGCAGCUUUAGCCGAGUGGUACGUGUGGAGCACCGGGCAACCCGACAGCCAUAUGCUAUCAAGAUGAUAGAGACCAAGUACCGAGAAGGGCGGGAGGUGUGUGAGUCCGAGCUCCGAGUGCUGCGCCGGGUGCGCCACGCCAACAUCAUCCAGCUGGUAGAAGUGUUUGAGACACAGGAGCGUGUAUAUAUGGUGAUGGAGCUGGCCACUGGCGGUGAGCUCUUUGACCGGAUUAUUGCCAAGGGUUCUUUCACUGAACGAGAUGCCACAAGAGUGCUUCAAAUGGUACUGGAUGGUGUCCGGUAUCUUCAUGCCCUUGGCAUUACACACCGAGACCUCAAGCCUGAGAAUCUCCUUUACUACCACCCAGGCACUGACUCCAAGAUCAUCAUCACUGACUUUGGCUUGGCCAGUGCCCGGAAGAAAGGUGACGACUGCCUGAUGAAGACCACGUGCGGCACACCUGAGUACAUUGCUCCUGAGGUUCUGGUGCGAAAACCCUACACCAAUUCCGUGGAUAUGUGGGCACUGGGUGUCAUUGCCUACAUCCUGCUCAGCGGCACCAUGCCCUUUGAGGAUGACAACCGCACCCGGCUAUACCGGCAGAUCCUCAGGGGCAAAUACAGUUAUCUGGGGGAGCCCUGGCCUAGUGUAUCUAAUCUGGCCAAGGACUUCAUUGACCGCCUGCUGACCGUGGACCCUGGAGCCCGGAUGACUGCACUGCAGGCCCUAAGACACCCAUGGGUAGUAAGCAUGGCAGCCUCUUCAUCCAUGAAGAAUCUGCACCGAUCCAUCUCCCAGAAUCUCCUCAAGCGGGCUUCCUCUCGUUGCCAGAGCACCAAGUCUUCCCAGUCCACGCGUUCCAGCCGCUCCACUCGUUCCAACAAGUCACGCCGUGUUCGGGAGCGCGAACUGCGGGAGCUUAACCUGCGCUAUCAACAGCAGUAUAACGGCUGAGCCACCAGCUAUGACAUGGACACACUAGUGUCUCAUCUGGACACUUUCUGCCAUGUCACCUGGGCCUAAUACCUUCUCUAUAGCUAGACCUCAUGCCCAGCAGUAUGUAGGGUAUGUCUGGACCCAGCUCCUCUCUGUACCUUUAGUAGCCCCUACCUCCUAUCACAGGCCUGGCCUGUUAGGAUGGAAUGGUGGCAGGACUGAGUCUCCACUGAUCUCUUUAAUUUUUGCCACUUUCUUGGACCAAGCGGGGCUACUGUGUUGGGUAGAAGGGUCCUAUGGCUCAGGACUCUUUACCCAUUCCUUUUAUAACCCCCUUCCCUCCACAGAGCUUUGUCUAGCUCCCACAUCCUCUGCCAUGCCAAUCCUUAAGAUUAUGCUCCAGUGGGAGGUCUGGCUUGUGCCGUAGCUAACUCGCCUCAUUAGUCCUUUAGUCCUUUAGCUCCAGUUAGUCUCCAGCAACCCUCUCUCCCCCAGCCAAGAUCUGUCUGUCUUCAUGGUGCCACCGGGGACACCUUCUAGUCCCCAGACUUGCCAGGACCUCUGGCUGUAGAGACUGUGGCAUGGCCCUUGACCUCAGGCUCCAGCCUCUCUAUGAGAGGAAUCCUGUCUGUCACCCUCCGUGCCUUUGCAGAGCCCACUGUCGCCUGUCUCUCCACCAGGAGGACGCCAUUUCAUUCCCCAGCUGCCUCCUUCCCAACAGUGAGGGGUUAAGGGAGCUCCGUGCUGCUACCUGGGGGUGGAUGUGCCUGAGGAAGGUCCUCCUCAGAACCUCCUCAUCAACCUUUGUUCUGUCCUUUGCUGUACUGCCCUUUGCUGCUUCCUUCUGGAGCUGCCUGGCCCUCCUUUAUAGCUCCAUUGCGCCACCUCGUGUCUGGUCUGGGUAUAGGUGGCCAGGGGAGGGGGUGGUGACGGAUGCACAACCUUGCAAACCCACAGCCCUCUAAACGGACUAGGAAAGAAAGGCGUUGCUGAAUUGGGGGAGAGUCCUGGGCUGCUCAACUCCUCUUCUGCUCAGUUUCUCCAAACCUCACCCUGGAACUUAGCCGUACUGUGUUACCUGCCUCUGAACCCUGGGUGCCUUGGGUGCUGACCUUGCUGUAAGAGCUGGCCUUGCCCUAUUUGCCCUGUGCCCGUUUCUUUUCAUAGCAUUAACUUUCCAGGCUGGCCCCACCGAGUCUCAGGCUGGGAGGUAGGGUAGGGUUACAGGGGCAGCUUUCCCAAGGGACUGAGCCACAACAGUCCCUAUAGCUGUCGUGGGCUCUCUACCACUGUUAGGCUGGAAUGCAACCUCCCUCCAUCUGUAGCUGCUCUCAGUGGGUAGGAAGGGGCCAGGCAGAGCCUAGCUUGGGCCUUGGCUAGAUUAAGAGCCUGUCAGCAGGAAGAGUCUAGCUCCACUCAGCUCCUCUCAGGAGGCAGCCUUGGGCGAGGCGCUCUUUUCUACAUAUGCCACCUCCACUGGGAAACUAAACCAAAGAGACCACUCUGUGCCAAGUCAACUGUGCCUUCUAUAUGCUCUCUUCACACACCCCUCCCCCUGGGUAGGAGGCAGUGGAGAGCCAAAGCCUCAGAGUUCCCCCACCUACCAGUUCCCCAGGAAUCCCUGGGGGUGUGAACCAAUGGGGAUUUAUUUUUUCUCUUGCCCAAAGUAGGUCUGGUUGUGAGGAUAAGACAGAGGGAGUUUAGUGUCCGGGCCUUUGAUAGGUCCACCAGGCCUUCAUGCCAUGGACCAUGGAUGGAGACUGCAGUUAUUUAUUUGUGUACUCUGUAAAUGUAUCUUCUGUAUCCAAUAAACAGGCUGCCCUCCCUCAGGGAAGGCUGCCAUUUUUUCUGA